CGGUACACCACUGAGAUUAGCUUGAAUGUGGAGCGCAUCUGACGUCAUCGGCUCCGUCCGUUGAAACGAGUUGGCGGAAAUUUUUGAAAACAGCGAAGGCGAGACUGGACAAAUUUCUGAGUCAACAUGAGUCGAAGACCAAGCAGCAGAUAUUCCGAGAUGCCGAUGCGUGUGACUGAUGGCAGGAUGAGUAUGGUGAAUGCCACACCACAGAGCAACAAUGUAUUUGGCAAGCUGAACAUCCCAAAGCCUCAAUCUAGCACCUCAGAGAGGAGGACCAGCUUUUUUGGGAAAGCUGGUACAGGUGCAGGUGGGCAGAGAAACAGCAUGUUUGGGACUUAUGGAGGUGCAGAGAAGAUGAAGGACCCCCGACCUCUUCAUGACAAAUCCUUUGUUCAGCAGUGUAUCAAGCAGCUUUGUGAGUUCCUUGGAGAUAAUGGAUUCCCGGCUACAGUCACGGUUAAAUCUCUCCAGUCACCUUCCACUAAAGAGUUCUUGAAGAUCUUUGAGUUUAUCUACAGUUUGUUGGACCCCACCUUUCAGAUGCCCACAACCAAGGUUGAAGAGGAAAUCCCUAGGAUGCUGAGAGAUUUGGGGUACCCAUUUCCACUAUCAAAAAGCUCCAUGUACUCCAUUGGGGCACCACAUACAUGGCCUCAGGCUCUGGGAGCACUCAUCUGGCUCAUUGACACAGUUCGAAGCUUUAACAGUAUGAAAAGUCAGGACAUGCUGUUUGGAGACUUUUCAGACGGCGUCACUGAACUGGAGGAUGGAAUGGAGUACAAUAAGCUCUUUUUGGAAUACUGCUCUAAGACUUACAAUAAGUUCAUGCAAGGAGCAGAUACCUUUGAGGACGAGGACACAGACUACUUCUGUAAUCUGAAGAGGCUGUACAAUGUCGAUGAGGCUCUACUGGAGUCACAAGUGGAGAAACACAGACUGUUGAUGUCUCAGGUCGAAAGGCUGGAAAAAGAGAGUCAUACUGAUCGGUUAAUGGGACAGAGGACCGAGAAACUGAAGUUACAGGCUGACCUCCAAAACCUGCAGGAGUACCGUUCUCGCAUGGAGUCUUAUCAAAACAACCUGGAAACUAAGGCUACAGCACUGUCUGAGGAGCUGGAGGCUGCAAAUCUUCAACUAGAGAGUCUGAAGAGGGAGCAGGCUAGGCUCCAACACAUUCUAGAGAAUCAGAAGUUCUCUCCAGCCGACAUCGAGCGCAUCAACAGAGAGAGAAACGAGCUACAGCAGAACGUGAACACUCUGAACCGCAGUCUUGAGGAGGCCCAGCAACUGGCCUGGAAUGAGGAAAUCACUGUGGGCAAAACCAUGGAGAGGACUGAGGUAAAGUUGGCAGAGUACCACAAACUGGCACGAAUUCUAAAGCUCAUCCCCCAGUCUGCUGAGAACGCCUGUGGCCAUGACUUUGAAAUCAAAAGUGUCAGUGACUAUGGCCCGAUCACUGCCACCCAAAUCAGGACUCAGAUACAGAAUCCUCUCAAAAACAUGCUGGUGGAUGUAGAGGAGGACUUCAGCAAUCAAACCAAUAAGAAGCUAACCCUGGAGGAGACAGUGGAACAGAUAAAGUCCAACAUUUCUGAGAAGUUGAAUGACAUAAAUCAGCUGAAGGAGCAGAUGCGCAGACUGGAUGAGCAGAUACAACGUGAUGUGCAGGAAAUGGCUCUUGAAGAGCAAAAGUGGGCAGCGGAUGUGGAUUCUGCUGAAAGUCACAAGAAGCUUCUAGAAAAGAAAGUCAUGGAUGGAUACGAGGUGGCUGAAGAGCAGCUAAAAGCAGCCCAACAACAGUACCAUCUUGUUCUUCAAGAAACCAAAGAAGAAAGCCGAAUGGUGGCAAACAAUCUGACAAAUGUAAUCAGUGCUGCAGUCAACCACUUGGGUAUAGUUGAGAAACACUGUAAUGACCAAGUGAAAAAAAUGGACAAGAUGAAUGAAAUUAUCCGUGAAGACCAAGCGGAUCUUCAGCUGCUGAAGGAAAUGGUUGAAAACUUUGUUGGUAGAGCAAAUGGCUUUCAAUAAAAUAAUGGGAAACCAAAUUGUAAAUAGUUUUGUACUAAUAGUUUUUGUGUUACUGUUAGAGGAAACUAUUGUAUGUUGCUCUUGAAAAACAUGCAUUUCUUUUUUUAAAUACUAUGUUCUCUGUUUAAAAAAAUAAACAUGUGUAUAUAAAUAUUAUAA
Molecule: messenger RNA, 2193 nt
Organism: Hemibagrus wyckioides
Lineage: Eukaryota; Metazoa; Chordata; Actinopteri; Siluriformes; Bagridae
Gene: ndc80
Product: NDC80 kinetochore complex component
Exons: 17
Coding region: 127-2034 (635 amino acids)
Biological process (GO): attachment of mitotic spindle microtubules to kinetochore
Cellular component (GO): Ndc80 complex
Source: RefSeq, a predicted model, not a curated record